AUGGAGCCAAAGUCUUCUGCUGAUUUCAGCGGAGUUCCUGCCUGGGGGUGUGGAGGAACAAUACCUGCACACAUCGGCACUCAACCAUCCCACACCAGCACUGUCAGAAAAAAAAGCAACACUCGCCUCAAUGACCAACUCAUACCAAAACCAACUGAUAUAAAUUUAUUCGAGAGAAUGAUAAAGACUGCUACGCUGAAAGAGCAUCCUUACGCAUCGCAUAUUUCUCGGUUUGCCAUGUUCCCCUCGUUCCUCUCCCCGGAUGACCUGGAGAGGGGAGUCAGAGCGGCUUCACAGAGAUUCAUAAACCCUCUCAUUCCAAACAAACCUCCUGACGUCACUUUACUCAGCAAAACUAUAGGAGGUCCAUACCGACAUGAAAUUUUGGAAAACCCAGUUAAAUCCAGAAAAAAGGCCAUUUCAUGGACAGGAGAAAAUGGAUUUUUGGAUCAUUCAAGACCAGUAAAAGGGGAGAGACAGAUUUUCUACCCAGCUCCUCCAAAAACAAUACUGCCCAACCCAAAACUCAGACACUGGGAUCUGUCAUUAUCAGAGCGCACAAGCAACAUUCUGAGAAACCUGGAGAGGAAACUUUGGAUCACGUCUUAUCAGAUGGACUUUACUGGAUCGGGGCCUGCAAACCCUUUAAAGACCGAUGAUUUUAAGGAGAAAACAAUCACUCUCACUGGGAUUAAUUCACACUCUGCACCUCUAAGAGAAUCGUCCUAUCCUGUGUUUGUUCCAUCAAAACCCAAAGCAGGACGUAGACAAAGACUGCAGACAAAACGCAGUGACAGGCCCAAUUUUGCUAAUCUCCGAAUGUCAAAUUUAAAUCAAAGCACUGCUCCAUCUUCCAUAUACCAAAAACAGCCGCAACAACUUAUGGAUAAUUAUUACAAAGCAACAGAUAUGAGACAAAUGGGUCAUAGUCAAUCAGAGUCCGAAACUGGCCUAAUAGAUGUGCAGCAUACUGAUUCAUCCCUGGAGAUCUUACAGGAAAGGGCUGUUGAUCAUGGCAGAGAAAGGGAAAACCGCAAAAUUCAAUUCAAUGAAAGUUUAAUGCAAGAAUCUGAAUCAAAAAGCAGCGAAGGUGCUACCGUUCAACAAUUUAACCUGAGCAGCGAGUCUUCUUUCCAACGAGAGGCAAAAGUGAAGCCGCAGACAAACUCAAUGGAGCUGCAGAAAGAAGAUCCACAAAUCAAAAAGCAACCUCUCAGAGUUGGAAAUACACUCAGCUCUGAAUUACAUGAUGCAUCGUCAAAUAAAGAGGACGAUGCGACAAAAGGCAGUGAGUUGCUAAGCUCUCUUCCUAAAGUCUCUAUCCUGCCGCGGAGUUCUGUCUUUUCGGGUAUUCCCUCAAACACCUUUGAGACUCCAGGAAGAACGGGUGCAAACCUCACCCUUCUAGACCUCCAAAACUCAUUCAGUAAGUCAGAGGCACAUCGAAGAUUCAACAACUCCAUCACACAUGCUGCUGUGGACCUGAGGGACAAUGUAGUCACUGGGAAGAGACACAACUUUUAUGGGAUUAACUGCAACCAUAUUCAUGGGUGA
Messenger RNA from Poeciliopsis prolifica (blackstripe livebearer), 1554 nucleotides. RefSeq lists its product as uncharacterized. NCBI's taxonomy places the organism in Eukaryota, Metazoa, Chordata, Actinopteri, Cyprinodontiformes, Poeciliidae. The transcript is spliced from 8 exons. Bases 1 to 1554 code for a protein of 517 amino acids. Gene Ontology annotation, cellular component: centrosome. The record is from RefSeq and is a predicted model, not a curated record.